Colletotrichum phormii is the source of this 815-nucleotide messenger RNA. RefSeq lists its product as uncharacterized. NCBI's taxonomy places the organism in Eukaryota, Fungi, Ascomycota, Sordariomycetes, Glomerellales, Glomerellaceae. The transcript has a single exon. The record is from RefSeq and is a predicted model, not a curated record. The coding region runs from base 280 to 762 and encodes 160 amino acids.
AAGGGAUCUUUGGUAUUCAGGAACUUCAGUGGUCAAGGGUUGUUGAAAUCCAGGCCCUCCUCAGGAUCUAGAUAGAGGCAACGAAGUGGCAAGAUGUCAGAUUCUCUCCGAUUGCGGUAAUACUGAGUCUUUAAGCAGACAAGAGGAAUCACGGCUGAAUCUGAAUCCCCAUCCAUGUAGAAUCCUUUUUGCUCCAAAACCCACGAGCAAAAUCCACAUUGUCAUUGAUUUUUCCACUUUCCAAAGUCCCAAUAUCCAUAUCCAAUUUCUUCACGAUGUAUGGGGAAAGAAAAAAAAGACGUUAUAAUUUCUGCCCACAACUGGUAUACUUACCCACCCACCAGCCCCAGCUAUCGUCAUUGCUUAUUAUGCAUGGCCGACCGAGGUGGUCAGCUUUCGAGACAUGGUGCCCUGUUGGGCUGCGUGGGCUGCAAGCCUGCAAAGCCCCGCGGCGGGUGCAUUCCCCAAAUCACACUCAUCUGUCCUCACUCGCCUCUUAGGAGUCAGGUCUUGGAACCUCAGAAGUCCUCACCGACAAGCGAACGAGUAGGAGGGUCUUCCGCUGCGCCCCAAGCACGCAGGUCUCGGAAAAUGCAAAGGGUGCGCGGGCGAUCCCCAGAAGGAAUCCCGGUAAUGCGGGCCUCGGUAUUAGAGCCCCGGCUUGGGGGAGAUGCUCUCUUUUCGUACCAAGUACCCAAUCGUUGUAGAUGUCCCUCAAAACCCUGGCUGAGGGGCAGCGGAGACGGCACAAUGUGCUGUUGAUGCGCGACACCUUCGUAAGACCUCGGUCGUGUCGGCCGGCCGGCCAUAACUUC